CAACUUAUUCUCCUCUCUUUCUUUUCAUUAUCGCUCAUUCUUUCCUUCUGUCUGCAUAUCACUCAGUCCAUCUCUGAAGUCUGAGUGAGCACAGUGGAGUUGCUGGAGGAGUACUCGGCUAAGUCUGCCUCGUGGUCAAAGGAGAUCAUCAUAGCAAUGGAGUGCUUCAACACCCUGUUGCUUAAACUGCGGGAGGUCCAUGAGCGAGAAGUGGAGGGGUGGCAGGUGAAAAUCCAAGAGCUGUCUAACAAGAAAGGCUGUGACACAAAGCGAAUGGAAGAACUGUUCACCAAAAACCAGCAGAUGAAAGAACAGCAGAGAUUACUCACCGAGAACAUCAAGACCCUGGAGAACAGGCUGAGGGCAGGCCUGUGUGACAGAUGUACAGUAACUCAGGAGGUAGCCAAGAGGAAGCAGCAGGAAUUUGAAGCCUCGCAGAUACAAAGCCUCCAGCACAUCUCCCUGCUAGCCGCAGAAAUGAACAUCUUGAAAAAGGAGAACAAAAGACUCAAAGAUGAGCUCAGCAAUUUAAGAACACAACUCGAAUGUCACAGUGACCACAGCAGCACAUCCACAGAGGUCAAACCAAACAGGUCCCCUGAUCUUUCACCUGGAUCUAUGCCCCUCAUCACUAUGGUAACCAGCAGGGCCAGCAUCCAGCCAGUAGAUGGUGAUGUUGUAGUGAAAACUGAGGGAGACCACAGAGCUGGAGAAACUGAACACAGACAGUGGAAGGAAAUGUCCAGAAGCUACUAUGAGUCAUACAAGCCUCUUAAUACUCUCGCAUCAAUGUGCUGGAAGGCAGAUCCCACUGUAUCCCGUGUUGGAGAGAGACGAGCGAAGAGUACUGAAGGACUGGACCAGCAAUCCUCCAUCACUCCUCCAGCUCCCCAUCUCAAGAACUCAUCAACCGGUGGCGAAAUGAACCCCAUCAGACAUGUGCUGCAUGCUCCUGUACCCUGCCGUCCUCAGCCAAUCAAGAGCAGCACUGUAACUCUCCCAUGGCCCUUAUCUGAAUCCUCUGACUGGGUUUCUGCUGCUGCUCCAAAGACCAGUCUAGUACAACCUUCUCCCAGAGCAAACCCGCUACGGUUUCCAAACCUGAUCCAAACUAGCCAACAUGGCAACCCCCAAAGGCAGGGUUUGGGGUCUUUCUGGCACAAGCAGAGCCCCCCCAAGCCCUCUGCCACCGAGCCAACUGUGUUGUUCAAGUUGAAGAGUCUGUCAGAGCAAGUUGGGUAUCAAACAAAGCCUCAGAAAAAGGAAAUCCUGAUACCUAGGGCUGAUAGGUCCUCUGGAGAAGGGCUUAGAGAGGUGUAUGAGGGGCCUCUGGAUCUAUCAGAAAGGGGAAAGCCCAAAUCCAAUAGCCAAUCGCCAAGAGAUUAUUCACCCUUAGUCUUACAUGGUUUAGAGAGAGUACGGAACAGCCCGGACAAGGAUGUGAAGACAAAUUCAUCAACAGAUGAGCCAAUAUCAUCACCACAUCACAUCAUCCUCCCCUCAUCCUCCUCAGCAGCGCCAAUCAAACAACACGAGGAAGAGCAUGCCAGUGAUCAUAACCACAAGCAGGUAAUCAAAGAGCAGGAGCAGAAAGAGGAGGUGAACGGAAAGACUGAUGGGAAGAAGGUGCCCAUCCUCACUAUAUCUUUACGUCCAGUAGUAGUGCUGGAGAGUCUGAACUCUGCUCUGCAAAAGCAAGAAUCCUUAUCAUCAAAUGGCAAGUCAUCAUCACCAGCAGUUGAGACAGGAAGCAGUGGGGACGAGCAGGAGGACGAGGAGAGCGUAUCAGGACAAGAAAGCAACCAGGGCUGCAAGAGGAAGAGGGCAUCUGUGGAGACAGAAACCGACAGAGACUCGGGCACAGAGAACAUCCAGAAGGACAGGAAGAUCAAGAUCAAAGUGAGAACCGAGGAGAAGAGUCCAAGCUAAUAAGCAUCUUAUCGCACUGACUUGUUGAACUCUCUUAAACUUAAGCUUUAGCUGAUUGUUUUGGCCACUUGAGGGCAGCAUAACGAGCUGUGAAUGCAACACGGACACAUCACCACACCAACAAAUUAGCCCACAGUGGAGUGUUUGCACAUCCAGCAGACACAGAGCAGCUGUGACAUUCAUGUGGAGUCGUGUUUGUGUCAACCUGAACAGUAAUCUGCUGUUUGGUGUUGGGCAGGUAGCAUAUAAACCUGCUUCAGCAGAGCUUUUAUACUGAAACCAGCUGCCUGCUCAAAGUGAACCACUACAGUAAAGCUGCGGUGCAUAAACCCAGAACAUUUUAAACUUCAGUUCACUACAUUUCAAAUCGCAUCAUUCACAGAGUAACAACCAGUCACAUACAAUCAUUUUGCAAAAAAAAAUCUCAGUCGUCCAGGUCACAUCUGUUGAAGGUACCCAAAGAGAACAAGCUCAGCCUCUGAUCCGAGAAGCAUCUUCAAGGCGUCAGAACUUGUCCAGUUGUCUACAAGAUGGUACGGAUGGUGUGUGUUUCAAAAUGUGUAACAUUCUCAGCUUGACCAGAUUUUUAAUGUGAUGGGAACUGUGGAGCUCGUGAUUAUGAACAACUUAUUUCACAUCAUACAUAUUAAUUUGAUCCAUUUGUUAAUAUAGAAAUUGAGCUUUAAUGUAAAAAAAAAAGUAAAAAUUGAUUAGAUCCAUGUAGCCUUGAAGGUUACAAAAUAGAUUUGUGUGUAAACAUAUUCAAAUGUGGUUGAGACAAAGAGGACUAUUUACAUUUUGGAAGUAAGUGUUUUGUUUUUUUCUGGUCAGCUUAUCACUAGUUCCUUUAUUCCACUGAAAAGCAGAACACAGCAAUCUGUAUCUGUAUCUAUCUAAAGCAGUCUCUCUUCAAAACGAAAACCAAAUGACUUCUACAGCGUAGUUACAGCUGAGAAGGUUUCACACCAGUUGGAGGAGUUUUAUAAUGCAGUGGUCACUAGACAAAAACAUGGCUUUGUAACACCCACUAAAUAAUGUAAUACUUCGGGUGUCAAUGCUUAGUUCAGUUCUAGUGGUUCUUUCAUAUUCUAAUGAUUGUUGAGAUUAGGCAUGGAAUGUUACACUUUAUGUAUUUAUGCACUUAGUUUUUAAACACAUCACCAAAAGGUGGAAAGAGUACUAGAAUAUUAUACUAAGUAUAAGUACUGUUACUUUAAAGUAUUUAAAUAUCUUCAAGUAAGAGUACUUUCAUUACAAUGUAUUUAGAUAAAGGUAAAAAGUUAUUCAGUUACAUUUUUCAAGUUAUUAUAAAUAUAAUUCAUAUUUGUUUUUUACUCUGUGAGCAAUGCGACUUGAAUUGUAGCUUGUAUACUUGCUUGUAUAUGUAUAUAUAUACUUAAAACACCUGUUGUAAAAAGUACUUAAAAGUAUGUAAAAGUCAAAUUACUCAUUUAAAAAAAUGCUGACAGUAAAUAUAAGUGGUUCCAAUGAAGACACAGAAGAGUUCAGUAACUGAAUGUUGUCUUACACCAACUGGUGAUGUUUAAAUGAUAGUGUGACCUCUGUUCAGUCUUUGUCCCACUGACUCACAUCUAUUGUCCAUGCAGUACUAUCUCUGGUGUCAUUUCUGUGCCGUACACAGCACCAUCAUCCCCAUGCCUUUGUCUUGAAACACUGAAAAAUCAGUAACUAACCUUUGACCUUUGAUCUUACAUUUCUGAUUAAUAUGCACUGUACUGUUAAAAAAUAACUCCCAUCAAACUGAACAUUUGUCAUGCAGCCAAAUAAAAAAAGCAUGCAUCAUUUGAGUUUCACCUAAAACUAUAGUCUUCCUCUCCAACACCCAUCAAACAUUACUCUACUUGUUACAUGUAACAUGCCAGUGUAUAGUUUUUUAAAAUUUCCUGGCAUUGCUGUCACUGCUAUUUUUACAACAGAGCCCCCUCCCCCAUAUGAGACCAACAAAGACAACAAGAAGAAAAAAAAACAGGUUCCUCUUCCUCUUUUUCAUUUUCAGAAUGCACGUAUUUUGCAAGUAUUAACUUUCCACUCACAGCUGUGACAGUUUUGGUAAGCUGGGUGGAUGGAGGUGAAGAGAACACACUCUGACACAGCUCUGUAAAUUCAAUGUGUCCAUUUGGUGUAAAUAUAUAAAAUAUAUUUACAUGCCCUAAUCAACAGGAACAGUUAGCUAAUGUUUACUCUAAAUAUGAGAUUGUUGUUGUUUUUUUUCACCAAUGUGCACUUUUCAUUGUGUGUAGAAACCUGUGCAGUCCUAAUGCUGUUAUAUUGAUCUGUAAUGUUUCAAUCAUGUGUCUCUAAUCUCUUCACAGUCCAUUACAGUACUUGAUCAAUAAUCAGUGGACAAAAGAGCCUUUUCCUGCCAUUCAGAUCUCUGUUAAUUAAAAUGUGAUUGACUGUGCCACUGUAAGUGUACUACUGUUUGUUGUUAAUGUUAUGAAGAGUACAGUCUAGACUUGCUCUAUAUGGAAAGUGUCAUGACAUCACUUCUAUUAUGAUUUGAUUUUUUAAUGGAAUUGAACUGACUUUGACAGUAUGUUGAUCUAUCAAGUUACAUGCUGCAUUGUUGUUGGUUGAUUUUAACAUAUAUUUUAGAACACACUCUUAGAAAGUGUAUGAAUGUAUUUCUGAUGCUGAAAUAAAUGUCAGUUCUUCUGCAACUGUAGCUCCUACUGUA
Molecule: messenger RNA, 4627 nt
Organism: Larimichthys crocea (large yellow croaker)
Lineage: Eukaryota; Metazoa; Chordata; Actinopteri; Sciaenidae
Gene: rbbp8nl
Product: retinoblastoma binding protein 8-like
Exons: 14
Coding region: 157-1929 (590 amino acids)
Biological process (GO): DNA double-strand break processing involved in repair via single-strand annealing
Molecular function (GO): damaged DNA binding
Source: RefSeq, a predicted model, not a curated record